UCUGGCGGCCCGCGCCUGCGGUUGUUUUGAGCGCGGAGGAAGAUGGCGUCGGGCGUGAGGCAGGAGCUCGCACAGCUGAUGAACUCUAGCGGGUCUCACAAAGAUCUAGCUGGGAAAUAUCGUCAAAUAUUAGAAAAGGCUCUUCAGUUUACAGAUGCAGAACAACUUGAGGCACUGAAAGCAUUUGUUGAAGCGAUGGUCAAUGAGAACGUCAGCCUGGUCAUAUCCAGACAGCUGCUGACAGACUUUUGCACGCAUCUUCUAAACCUACCGGACAGCACUGCGAAAGCUGUGUGUCACUUCACCCUGGAGAAGAUCCAGCCCAGAGUCAUCUCGUUUGAAGAACAGGUGGCUUCGAUCAGACAGCAUCUAGCCACGAUCUACGAGAAAGAGGAGGACUGGAGGAACGCAGCGCUGGUUCUUGUGGGGAUCCCGCUGGAGACGGGUCAGAAACAGUACAAUGUGGACUAUAAAUUGGACACUUAUCUGAAAAUCGCCCGUCUGUAUUUGGAGGAUGAUGACCCAGUUCAGGCCGAGGCCUACAUUAACCGAGCGUCUUUACUUCAGAAUGAAUCCACCAAUGAACAGCUGCAGAUUCACUACAAGGUCUGUUAUGCCAGAGUUCUGGACUAUCGGAGGAAGUUCAUUGAGGCAGCUCAGCGCUACAAUGAGCUUUCUUAUAAAUCCAUCGUCCAUGAGACUGAGCGCCUGGAGGCCCUGAAGCAUGCGCUUCACUGCACUAUACUGGCGUCCGCAGGUCAGCAGCGCUCUCGUAUGUUGGCUACGCUCUUCAAGGAUGAACGCUGUCAGCAACUUGCUGCUUACGGGAUCCUGGAAAAGAUGUACCUGGAUCGAAUCAUUCGGGGAAACCAACUGCAGGAGUUUGCUGCCAUGCUGAUGCCGCAUCAGAAAGCCACCACAGCCGACGGUAUUACAUGCUAUGCUUUAGUACUGUCAUUCAUUCAUGUUCUUUGCCAGGAAAGAAUAAUGACUAACACUUGUCUAACGCUUUCAGGUUCAAGCAUCUUAGACCGAGCAGUCAUUGAGCACAACCUGCUGUCUGCUAGCAAACUCUACAAUAACAUCACAUUUGAAGAGUUAGGCGCUCUUCUGGAGAUUCCUCCUGCAAAGGCAGAAAAGAUAGCGUCACAAAUGAUCACAGAGGGCCGCAUGAAUGGAUUCAUUGACCAGAUAGACAGCAUUGUCCAUUUUGAAACGCGAGAGCCGUUGCCCACCUGGGACAAGCAGAUUCAGUCCCUGUGCUUCCAGGUGAAUAACCUCCUGGAGAAGAUCAGUCAGACAGCACCGGAGUGGACGGCGCAAGCCAUCGAGGCCCAGAUGACCCAAUAAACCCUCUUCAUGCUCUUCUGUCAUCAACACUUCACUUUCUCUCUUCUCAUUGGUCAAAACAGAAAAGACUCCCAUUGAAUUUAUAAAUUUAACCCAGCACAUAUGUGUUAAUGCUCUUUUAAGCAUUUAAGCAAGUUUUCAUGUUUUCAUAGUUGUGGUCUGUGAGUAUACGAUGCCUACUAAAUGGCGUGAAAAAUU
Molecule: messenger RNA, 1548 nt
Organism: Carassius auratus (goldfish)
Lineage: Eukaryota; Metazoa; Chordata; Actinopteri; Cypriniformes; Cyprinidae
Product: COP9 signalosome complex subunit 4
Exons: 9
Coding region: 43-1350 (435 amino acids)
Cellular component (GO): cytosol; COP9 signalosome
Source: RefSeq, a predicted model, not a curated record